GAGUUUAGUUGUGAAUAAUUUGUACAAUUGAACUAUUGUGACAAAUAUAAGUAGACUUAGAAUAUCUAUAAGUUAAUAUGUCCAUAUAAUGUAAAUGGCAAUUAUUUUUCCUUAAAGUUUAACUUCUUACUGUAUAAAAAAGCAUUGCUCGCCAAAAAGAAAUCAACAUCAAGAAUUAUAUUGCUGGCGCAGAUUUUCCAGCUCUGUUGUUCUUAAUAUUAAUGUAUUUGCUGAGUUUGCAUUUUAUAAAAUUUUAAUUAUGGUGCUCAAAGAGAAUAAAAUAAAUGGGCCACCAGUUGUAAAGUGGAUUGGAAGUCAUACUGACACGGUAGUAGAUGUGCCUAGGUUGGUACAUAAAGAAGUAAAUUUUUAUCAAAAGUGUAUCUUUGGCGAUUUAACACUUUCUUUGGGCGAUUUUGUUCUUGUGUCGAAUGCUGAUGCUGCUGAGCCGGAUACAGUGGAAGGCUGCGACAUCGGCAAGAUAUUACACUUAUACGAAUUAUGUGUUUCUGUCGAUCGCGAUCCGUAUCGCGCAAUCGUACAGUGGUACUCUCGACCUGAAUGUGUGCCUCACAAGGAGUUUGAUCGCGAUGAUAUUUGUAUUGAUUUCGACACAGAAUUGAUUGAAGAAUAUCGACCAUAUGAUUCUGAUAUUUCUCUUGAGACCAUUUUUCGAAAAUGUGUUGUUUUACUUGGUAGAUCUGAUGAAUCUGCGAGUGCCAUUUUACACCAAUAUAACGUUAAGCGCAACACCUAUCCAAUGUUUGUCUGCAGAUAUAAAUUUAUUAAGGAUAAAAACUCCUACAAACUUGUGCCAUUAGAAUGGAAUACCAAUAUUCAAACUGCUCCGACGGAGAGUGCGAUAAAAAGCCGCGGUAAAAAAAAGAACUGCACAGAGGAAUCGCCAAGUAUAAGUGCUAAGGAAAAGAAGACACCACGUGUUUCUAGGAGUGCAUCAACACGUAAAGAUAAGGUAGAUGGUAAUGUAGCAGUAAGAAAACGUCGUGCCUCUAUGGCUACUGUAACCGCAUUAGAGUUCAUUGAUUGUAAUGUUCUCCAACGUGAAGACAAAGUGUCUCCUAUUAAAAUAAUUGGUGGCAGAAAUGUUAUUCGUUUGUCGGCGAAAAAGAAAAUAUCGACACCGAAUGAUGAAAUGGGUUGCCGCGUACCCACAUCACCACUCACAGAACGCAACAGAGGAGAUGUCACUCCAACAACCCGUAUCACAGCCGCUCGUCGUAAUUUGAAUUUAAGUUUGGAUACUGGUGCUGAUAGCAGUGUGGAUUCAGACUGCUUAAAUUAUUCUAUCGUAAAAACUCCUGCUGCGGCGCAAGUGCCAACUAACAUGAAAAUAAAGCUCAGAUUAUCCGCCAAACAACGCACAACCAAACUGGCUGCCAUGGAUGAACAGUUCAAUGAUCCACUUUCGAUGAAUGUGGAAAUUGAGGGUGUAAUUAAAAAUACACCAGAGGAGAUUUAUUCCACUCCAACUAAAAAAUCUAAAAGAAUUACCGAAGAGACUGAAAUGACACCAACAACAACAGCAACGCGUCGUAAGAGUAUACUUAAAUCAGCAGUAAGACGCACAGGUGACAGCACACCAAAGCGGAGUAUUCAAUUGUCGGACGUUGUCGAAAAACGCGUCUUCAACAAUGAGGAUUCGAUUUCCACACCAAAACGUAAACCAAAGGGCGAUGAUAACGAUAUCAAACGAUCGGCCAUAAAAAAUGCGGCAAUCAUCCGUCGCCGCAAUUCCACAACAGCGGUGGCCGGUGCAAUGACACCAUCACAAAAACUUAAAAUGAUCCGUAGCGGUGAAUUGUCACCAACAAUUGAAAGAAGGCCUGCUUCCGUUAUUUCAACUGCAGCACAAGCAAAAAAAUCAGAUCUACAAAUGGCACGCGAGCGGUUGCACGUGUCGGUGGUACCACAAAGUCUGCCAUGUCGUGAAAAAGAAUUCGACAAUAUUUACUCAUUUUUAGAAGGUAAAAUUGAGGAUGAAUGUGGCGGGUGUAUGUAUGUAUCGGGAGUACCGGGUACGGGCAAAACAGCAACCGUUACCGGUGUCAUACGUAUGCUGCAACGUAAACAAGCGAAUGAUGAAUUACCAACAUUUGAGUUUGUCGAAAUUAACGGUAUGCGUUUAACUGAACCACGUCAGGCGUAUGUACAAAUUUACAAACAAUUAACGGGCAAAACUGUUUCGUGGGAACAAGCGCAUUCGCUGCUGGAAAAACGUUUCACAACACCGGCACCACGGCGCGUUACAACAGUGCUGCUGGUUGAUGAAUUGGAUAUUUUGUGUAAUCGGCGACAAGAUGUUGUAUAUAAUUUGUUGGAUUGGCCCACAAAGUCUGCAGCACAUUUGGUGGUGAUAACUAUAGCCAAUACAAUGGAUUUGCCAGAGCGCUUGCUAAUGGGCAAAGUUACUUCACGCCUGGGGCUAACACGUCUCACCUUCCAACCAUAUACGCAUAAACAAUUGCAUGAAAUCGUUACAAUGCGCUUAAGCGGCUCUGAAGCCUUUAAAAGUGAUGCUGUACAACUUGUAGCACGUAAGGUGGCUGCAGUUUCCGGCGAUGCUCGUCGUGCCUUAGAUAUAUGUCGACGUGCGACAGAAAUUGCCGAAUCCGCUAUACUUCCCAAAGAUAGUGACAACAUAAUGCCUAUGCACAAGUUUGUCGGUAUAGCACAUGUGCAACAGGCACUCUCUGAAAUGAUAGCUAGCGCUAAAGUGCAAGCAAUAAAAAAUUGUUCUUGCUUAGAACAAAUAUUUCUACAAGCUGUGCUUGCGGAGGUGACUCGAACUGGUGUGGAGGAAACUUCAUUUAUGUGCGUCUACUCACAGGUGGAAAGUCUGGCAGCCUUUGAGGGCAUCAACAUGCCUACAACGGGUAAUUGUUUACGCAUUUGCUCAAAAUUGUGCGCCGAACGUUUGCUUAUUGCCGAAUGUGGGCGUAAUGAUAUUUUUCAAAAAAUCCUACUCAACGUUAGUGUCGAUGAUAUACAUUAUGCAUUACGCGUGAAUGGCAUUUAACUAACGCUAGUGUUUUAAACAAAUUACAUACACUCAUUUUUUGUUUUUGUUUUUGUAAAUUCAAUCAUUAUUAUUAUUUUAUAAUUCAACAAAGGCAACUUUUAUUUUUGAUCGAAUAUGUACAAGUUAAUUGUUGUCAUUAAAUAUGUAAAGAAAAGUACAAUUACUCGGUAAUAUUCAUACAACGCUUUUGGCGCAAAUACUGAAUAAAUAAACAGAUGGUAACGAAAGAAUAACAAUAACCAUAAAUAAAUUAAAACCGGUACAAAUAUGCUUAAUGUGUAGAAAUAAAUAAUGAAAUUAAUAUGCUCAUUUGCAGACAAAUCAUUUGUUUUGUUGUUAUCGUUUUCUUGCAAAAUAUGCGUAAUUAAGUAUAAAAAUGCAAUAAACUGUGCGGAAUACAUAUUUAAAGUGACAAGAAUACCUACAAUUAUUGGAUUAUAUGUAGUUUGUCCAAUGUAGCCUGGAUUUAGGUCGAUCGUGGCAAAACUGUUUGAAUUACCCUACAAAUUAAUAUAAAUAAAUAAAUUGUUAAAUGUUUUUAAA
This is a messenger RNA of Bactrocera oleae (olive fruit fly), 3583 nucleotides long. RefSeq names its product origin recognition complex subunit 1 (gene Orc1). Gene Ontology annotation, biological process: mitotic DNA replication checkpoint signaling; DNA replication initiation. Lineage: Eukaryota; Metazoa; Arthropoda; Insecta; Diptera; Tephritidae. Gene Ontology annotation, cellular component: nuclear origin of replication recognition complex. The record is from RefSeq and is a predicted model, not a curated record. Gene Ontology annotation, molecular function: chromatin binding; ATP hydrolysis activity; ATP binding.